Arabidopsis lyrata subsp. lyrata is the source of this 878-nucleotide messenger RNA. Its product is annotated as 3-hydroxyacyl-[acyl-carrier-protein] dehydratase FabZ. Gene Ontology annotation, biological process: fatty acid biosynthetic process. The transcript is spliced from 4 exons. The coding region runs from base 70 to 744 and encodes 224 amino acids. The record is from RefSeq and is a predicted model, not a curated record. Gene Ontology annotation, molecular function: hydro-lyase activity. Lineage: Eukaryota; Viridiplantae; Streptophyta; Magnoliopsida; Brassicales; Brassicaceae.
CUUUGUACUCUCCGCUCGCUUCUUCACCUGCAAAAACAAACAUCUCACAUUCUCUCUAAACUCUCGACAAUGGCUACUACUUCCAACUCGGUACUCUUCCUAAGUUCUGACUCACUGAGUCAUCAUCAUCAUCAUCAUCAUCAGCAGCAGCCUCUGCAUCUCCCUUCCUCCAGAUCUCACUCUGUUUCUCUCCCACCCAACAAGCGAUCCAAUUCUCUCACGCUUCGUUGUUCUACAAAUGGCGAUAACACCUCAUCGGAAAAGGAAACUCCAAUCGAACUCAAAUUCCCAGCAUUUCCAACGGUAAUGGACAUUAACCAAAUCAGAGAGAUAUUGCCUCACAGGUUUCCGUUUCUGCUGGUAGAUAGAGUGAUAGAGUAUACGCCAGGUGUUUCAGCUGUAGCUAUUAAGAAUGUCACAAUCAAUGAUAAUUUCUUCCCUGGACAUUUCCCUGAACGACCCAUCAUGCCUGGUGUUCUCAUGAUUGAGGCAAUGGCGCAAGUGGGAGGUAUAGUAAUGCUGCAGCCGGAAGUAGGAGGCUCUCAAGAUAACUUCUUCUUUGCCGGUAUUGACAAAGUGAGAUUCCGCAAACCAGUGAUUGCAGGAGACACGCUGGUCAUGAGAAUGACACUUCUCAAGUUCCAGAAACGGUUCGGGCUUGCUAAGAUGGAAGGUAAAGCUUAUGUUGGUGGCGCUUUGGUAUGCGAAGGCGAGUUCAUGAUGGUUUCUGCUGGUAGUUCUUGAUCUCACCCAUUAACGCUCUCACUUGCCACAUGUUGAUUCUCCUAAUGCUUCUUCUGUUAUUCUAAAAACUAGACAAGACCAAGCUUUAUGUUUUCGACAUUUAUAUGAGCUUCUCCGAGAUUAUUUUGCCCUUA